Molecule: messenger RNA, 888 nt
Organism: Fulvia fulva
Lineage: Eukaryota; Fungi; Ascomycota; Dothideomycetes; Mycosphaerellales; Mycosphaerellaceae
Exons: 2
Coding region: 1-888 (295 amino acids)
Source: RefSeq, a predicted model, not a curated record
AUGCGCUCUUGGAUACCAUGGAGGAAGCAGAAGGGUGACGGAACUUUGACGGCGCAAGGAGAUGCUGAAGUAAAGACGGCGGCGAAUUCGAACGAGGAGAGGAUUGCCGCAGAUCAUGUACAAGGGAAAGCGUUGUCACAAUGUCAGUACAUGAUACCGACACUUCUCGCCGCGCUGAAGGCGGACCCGAAGCUCAAGGUCUUGGACGUGGGUUGUGGAUCUGGGGCGAUUGCUAUUGAGCUUGCUCAAUUGGCACCCGAGGGCCAAGUCACUGGCAUUGAUAUAUCAGGGGCAGUAUUGGAAAGCGCGAAGGUCCAAGCUGAAAGUCGGGGAAUCUACAAUGUCGAUUUUGUUAAAGGCGAUGCUUGCAAGCUGCCGUUCGAAGAUGCUACGUUUGACGUAGUGUGUACACAUCAAGCCGUGGCGCAUUUCCUAGAUCAUGUCAGGGCUAUCAAAGAGAUGAAGAGAGUCACAAGAAAGGGUGGGAUUAUUUGUAUGCGGGAGGGAGAUCUGAGUACGGCGAGGUUCGGACCUGGCUAUCCAUUGUUGGAGGAGUGCGUUAAGGUAAUCAUGGAAGUGCACAGAAUGGGUGGUGGCACACCUGAUGCAGGGAGGAGACUCAAGGCUUGGACGUUGAAAGCUGGUGUGCCAAAGAGCAGUAUUGUGGAGACACAUUCUGCGUGGACGUAUGAUGCUCUUGAAGGCCGUAGAGAGUACGGAGGUCAUUGGCCUGCCCGGUGUACGCAAGGUGUCUUUGCGGAAAUGGCAAGAGAUGUUGGAGUCACAAGCGAUCGACUAGAGCAGUACGCAUUAGCCUGGUCGAGAUGGAUCCAGGAUCCGAAUGCCUCUUUCACUAUGAUGCACGGCCAGAUCGUUGCCAAAGUAUGA